AUGUUGGACUUGUUCAAUGUUCAUGUGAUGAGCUUGGAAAUUUUUUGUAAAGAUUAGAAAGAAUAAAUAAAAUAAAUUUCAGGUAUCAUUUGAUUUUUAGAGUAGAACUUUAUAUUAGAUAGUUGAUAAAACUAUAAUAGUUUAGGUUGUCAAUCUAAAAUUUCUUGUUUUUACUUUAAAAAUUGUACACGAGUGUAUGCUGUGAGAAAGAAUAAACAAUAUCAAUAGACUUCACAAUGACGACGAUAUACCGGCUUUCACGUGUAACACAACUUGCAAAAUCUCUUUACUAUUUAAAUAAUAGUACAAAUAAAUUAUGCGCCAUAAAAUCACGGCUGAGACAUCCAGUAUUAUUUUCGAAAUAUCAUGUCAGAGCUCUCUCUUCACAAGCAGCAUCAGAAAGUGUAAAGGAAGAAACUGUAAAAGAGGAUUAUCAUAAUAUAGUACAGGAUACUGAGAAACCUACAGGUGAGAGUGUAAAACAUGAAUUUAAAUCUGAAACUCAAAAGCUCUUGGAAAUUGUAGCUAAAUCAUUGUAUUCAGAUAAAGAAGUAUUUGUUCGUGAAUUGGUUUCAAAUGCGAGCGAUGCACUUGAAAAAUUACGAUACAUGAGAUUGAGUGAAAAUUUAUCCGUAGAAGAAGGAGGAGACAGGAAUUUAGAAAUACAUAUCGUGACAAAUAAACAAAAUCGCAUUUUAACUAUUCAAGAUACAGGUAUUGGUAUGACUAGAGAAGAAUUGAUUUCAAAUCUUGGUACCAUUGCACGAUCUGGCUCAAAGGCUUUUAUAGAUCAGUUGAAAGAAAAAAAAGCUUCUGAGGAUCCCAGCAACAUUAUUGGCCAAUUUGGCGUAGGGUUUUACAGUGCAUUCAUGGUUGCUGAAAAAGUUGAAGUAUUCACUAAAUCUUAUAAAAAAGACGCCGAGGGAUUAUAUUGGUCAUCUGAAGGCUUAGGAACUUAUGAAAUCACAACUGCAGAAGGGGUUCAGCCUGGUACAAAAAUAGUAAUACACUUGAGACCAGAUUGCCGAGAGUUUAGUGAUGAAUCAGUGAUAAAUGGAGUUAUCCAGAAGUAUAGUAACUUUGUUGGAAGUCCAAUUUUCGUUAAUGGCAAGCAAGUGAACACAAUUCAACCAAUAUGGAUGUUGGAUCCAAAAGAAGUAACUGCUGAGCAACAUGCAGAAUUCUAUCGUUAUAUAUCUAAUUCCUAUGAUGCUCCUCGUUUUAUAUUACACUACACAACCGAUGUACCUUUGAGUAUAAGAGCACUUUUAUAUUUUCCCGAUUCGAAACCAAGUCUCUUUGACUUAAGCAGAGAUACAUCUAUGGGAGUAUCGUUAUACAGCCGCAAAGUUUUGAUAAAAAGCAAAACCGAUAAUAUUCUACCAAAGUGGCUUCGUUUUAUAAAAGGCGUCGUUGAUUCAGAAGAUAUUCCUUUGAAUUUGAGUCGUGAAUUGUUACAAAAUAGUGCACUCAUAACGAAACUGAGAAAUGUCUUAACAACUCGAAUAUUGAAACAUCUCUAUGAAAAAUCAACUAAAGAACCGGAAAGUUACACGGAGUUUUACAAAGACUAUGGAUUAUUUUUAAAAGAAGGAAUAGUUACCAGCAAUGAUGAAUCAGAAAAAGAAGCUGUUGGAAAGCUUUUACGUUUUGAAUCGUCAGCUAAACCUGCUGGAGAACUUGUUAGCUUACCUCAAUACUGUCAAGGACUAUCUCCAGAUCAAAAAGACAUUUAUUAUUUAGCGGCACCGAGCCGUCAACUUGCUGAGCAAUCUCCUUAUUAUGAAUCAUUUAAGAAACGUAAUUAUGAAGUACUCUUUUGCUAUGAACCCUAUGAUGAAUUAGUACUAGUGCAUUUGGGACGUUUUAAUUCAAGAUUUUUGACAUCAGUGGAAAAAGAAAUGCGGGAUAACAGUGAAUCUUCAAAGGAUAAACUUUUUGAAUCUAUAAAUAAAGAAGAAAUGGAUAAGCUUGUUACUUACAUAAAAGGAGUUUUGCCAAAGAAAGCUCACGAAGUCAAAGUUACGAAUCGACUAGAAUCGCAUCCUUGUGUAAUAACAGUGCAAGAUAUGGCUAGUGCUAGAUACUUUAUUCGUACCCAAAGUCAUAACAUGAACGAGGAAAUGAGAUAUAGUCUACUCCAACCACGCUUUGAAAUUAAUCCAAAUCAUCCAAUCAUUAAGAAGCUCUCGGAAUUAAUUACUAAAGAUCCUAAACUUGCUGAGCUUCUUACUCAACAGUUAUUUACCGGAGCAAUGGUUGGCGCUGGUCUCGUGGAAGACCCCAGGAUACUGUUGACAACGAUGAAUGAACUGUUAACGUUGGCACUGGAAAAACAUUAGAUCAGAGCGCGAACCGCAAGUAAUGCCAUGAACAAGAUUGCUGCGAGAAAGUAAACGAGCCAUUCUUGAUUGCAAGUAACGCUAAAGUUCAGUAUAUUACCUAGUACGACAUCAAAUCUUUAUCCACCAACUAAAUUUCCAUUAAGAAGUACUGUGUCUUUACCCUGAAGAAUUAUUUUACAACAGGAAAGAUAAUUACAAUUACGUUAAUAACCUUUUAUACAUAUUCACAUUUAUUGAGGUAAGAAACAUUUUGAAAUCAAAUCAAUUUUUUUAAAUUAAAAACUUUCUUGUUAUAUUUCAUUUAUACUUUUAAAAUUGAAAUAAAGUACAAAGUACAAAAAAUGACUUUUAGUAUUGCUUACAUUCAAGUCAUAAUUGUUGAACUUUUUUUUUGAUUUUUUAUUGAAAAAGUUUAACUUCCAUUUACAUCUAAUUAAUUACAAUUUCACAUAUUGUAUAAAG
Chelonus insularis is the source of this 2807-nucleotide messenger RNA. RefSeq names its product TNF receptor associated protein 1 (gene Trap1). Bases 237 to 2342 code for a protein of 701 amino acids. Gene Ontology annotation, cellular component: mitochondrial inner membrane. NCBI's taxonomy places the organism in Eukaryota, Metazoa, Arthropoda, Insecta, Hymenoptera, Braconidae. The transcript has 8 exons. Gene Ontology annotation, molecular function: protein kinase binding; ATP binding; ATP-dependent protein folding chaperone. The record is from RefSeq and is a predicted model, not a curated record. Gene Ontology annotation, biological process: protein folding.